Messenger RNA from Acanthosepion pharaonis, 990 nucleotides. Lineage: Eukaryota; Metazoa; Mollusca; Cephalopoda; Sepiida; Sepiidae. The record is from the annotation of a GenBank genome assembly.
AUGUGGUGGGAAGAUCGUUUUUCACCAAUUCCCGAAGUGGGGAGGAACUAUGUCCUUAGAAUAUGGACAUUUGAAAUUCUGCUACUUUCUGGACAAACUAGACCCAGUCAAGAUGCAGGCUACCUUUCACAUUUUAACCUCUUCAUUUUCUGUCUAUUUCUUUAUUUGAUCCCAUUUUACGUAUAUUGCUUGCCCUUUUUCUUUCUUCCUUUCUUUCUUUCUUUCUUUCUUUCUUUCUUUCUUUCUCUUCUUCUGCUGCGCCUUCUUUCCUUCUUUUUCUUCUUCUUCUUCUUCUUCUUUCUUCGCCGUCUUUUUUUUUUCUUCGCCCAUAAGCUUUAUUCCUUUUCUUUCUUUCUUUUUUCUUUCUUUCUUUUUUCUUUGAUUUCAUUUUGCGCAUAUUCGUUCUUUCUUUCUUCUUUCUUUUUUUUUUUCUUUGGUAUCCUUUUACGCAUAUCCUUUCUUUCUCUGGUCACUUUUUACGCAUAUUCGUUCGUUUUUUGUUCCUUUUUUUCCUUUUCUUUGGUCUUUUAUUUUUAUUUAUAUUCUUUCGUUUUCUUUGAUCUCAUUUUACGCAUAUGCUUUCUUCUAUCUUUCUCUGACCUCAUUUUAUGCAUAUUCUUUCGUUCUUUUUCUUUCGUCUCAUUAUACUCGUAUUUUUCUUUGGUCCAAUUUUAUGCAUAUUCUUUCUUUCGUUCUUUCUUUCUUACCCGCACCUGUAUAAAUACGCGCACACAAACGUAUCUAUCUAUCUAUCUAUCUAUCUAUGUUAAUAUGUUCAUUAUCUAUCUAUCUAUCUAUCUAUCUAUGUUAAUAUGUUCAUUAUCUAUCUAUCUAUCUAUCUAUGUUAAUAUGUUCAUUAUCUAUCUAUCUAUCUAUCUAUCUAUCUAUCUAUCUAUGUCAGACUGUUCAUUAUCUAUCUAUCUAUCUAGUACUCUACUCACAAUCUAUCUAUCUAUCUAUCUAUCUAUCAUAUCAUAUUGUGGUGAAUGA